Molecule: messenger RNA, 1166 nt
Organism: Nestor notabilis (Kea)
Lineage: Eukaryota; Metazoa; Chordata; Aves; Psittaciformes; Psittacidae
Product: CREB-regulated transcription coactivator 1-like
Exons: 6
Biological process (GO): positive regulation of transcription by RNA polymerase II
Cellular component (GO): nucleus; cytoplasm
Molecular function (GO): cAMP response element binding protein binding
Source: RefSeq, a predicted model, not a curated record
UCCCGGCGGCCGCAGUCACAGCAGAUGUCUCCUACACUGUCCCCUCUGUCACCCAUUACUCAGGCCGUGGCUAUGGAUGCAUUGUCUCUGGAGCAGCAGCUUCCCCCAUAUCCAUUUUUUACCCAGACAACUUCCCAGCAACAGCAGCAGACGCAGGUGGCGAGUACCCUGCCUCAGAACACUCCUUUAAUGCAGACCUCUGGCUUACAGCGAGGAGCACAGCUCCCCCCGCUCUCCGUCACGGUACCUUCUACCAUCCCACAGUCACCUCCGGGUAGCCAGACCCAGCCAUCCAUGGGGAUAGACAUCAACUCGGCUUCACUCCAGCAGUACCGCAGUAAUGCUGGAUCCCCAGCCAACCAGUCUCCCACCUCUCCUGUCUCCAAUCAAGGCUUCUCUCCUGGCAGCUCCCCUCAACAUUCUUCCAUUCUGGGGAGUGUAUUUGGUGACUCCUAUUAUGAUCAGCAGAUGACAGCUAGGCAGGCUAAUGCCCUAUCCCACCAGCUUGAACAGUUUAAUAUGAUCGAAAACGCCAUUAGUUCCAACAGCCUGUAUAGCCCCUGCUCCACCCUCAACUACUCCCAAGCAGCUAUGAUGGGGCUCACCGGCAGCCACGGCAGCCUGCAGGACUCACAGCAGCUCAAUUACUCCAGCCAUGGAAACAUCCCCAACAUCAUUCUUACAGUGACAGGAGAAUCCCCUCCCAGCUUAUCAAAAGAACUGACCAGCUCGUUGGCAGGAGUGGGAGACGUCAGCUUUGACACGGAUUCCCAGUUCCCUCUGGAUGAACUCAAAAUUGACCCUUUAACCUUGGAUGGACUGCACAUGCUGAACGACCCAGACAUGGUCCUCACUGACCCCGCCACAGAGGACACGUUCAGGAUGGACCGGCUGUGAAGCGCGGACACCAGGAGCGUGGGAAUGACGCUUGUUCCUGGAGCCCAGCCGAACUGGAGAGGCCAGCGGGUCAGUCGUGUGGGAACAGGAGCUGCUGAGAGCAGCAGCUCUGUCCUGUACAACAUGUACAAUGAGUAAAGCUUGUCGUUCUAAGCUUGCAGCGCUGCAGACCCCUACUCCCUGUCGCGCCGUAUUUCACCCCUUACCCGCUCAUUGCUGUGAAUGAGUAAGGAGUUUCCAUCAGCAGUUUCCUCUCCAGAGCCCCCCCC